Molecule: messenger RNA, 1632 nt
Organism: Podarcis muralis (Common wall lizard)
Lineage: Eukaryota; Metazoa; Chordata; Lepidosauria; Squamata; Lacertidae
Source: RefSeq, a predicted model, not a curated record
UGGUGAAACGCAGAAAGGCAGAGAAUAGGAAUUGCAGGCUACUGAACUGGACAUUUUCUUGUGUCUACAUUUUAAUUUUUUAUUUAUUUUGGAGGGGGAUCCAUUUCAUAUUUGAUAUUUUUCUCGUGGAGGCUGUUGGUUGGCUCGUUCUGUUUUGCAAUAUAUUUUCAGGCGGAGAGGGGGGGGGUUGCGUUUAGGGAAUGUGGCAGUUCCUAUGCUGAUUGAAUUGAAUCUGGGCCAAGGAAAUUAUGUAGCCUGCUUGUUCCCGCUCGGAAAAGGGAGUGAGAGUGAGAGAGAAAAGCAGAGAGACAGGGAGGAGUUGGCUGGGAGCUGCCGAGCUGCCUGGCCACUUUGGCAGCCGAAACAUCGUGCCGAUCCAAGCGGGCCUCCGUGCCUUUGGACUCCUCCUUGGGUUAUCUGCUAUCUCCCCUUCUGUGGCUCCCCUGCAUGGCCCCGGCUUGUUGGGCUCCUGAAUGGGCAGCGUCCGGAGUCUGUGGCAGGUAGCUCGGGACAGCCAGCCAUGCCGUCAACAAAAAUCCAAUGUACCCGCCAUUCCCGGAAGGAAUGCAGAUGGCAAUAUUUGGCAUGGGGUGUUUCUGGGGAGCGGAGAGAAUGUUCUGGAAGCUGCCGGGUGUCUUCUCCACCCAGGUGGGCUUCUCAGGAGGGUUUACCCCCAACCCUACCUACAAGGAAGUCCGCAGUGGGAUGACAGGACAUGCGGAAGUGGUCAGAGUUGUGUUUGACCCACAGAUCAUUGGCUACGAGGACCUUCUCAGGUUUUUCUGGGAGAACCACGAUCCAACCCAAGGCAUGAAGCAAUACGAAGACGUCGGCACCCAGUAUCGUUCAGCCAUCUAUCCCAUUGGAGCUGAGCAGCUGGAAUCUGCCCUGAGAUCAAAGGAGAUGUAUGAGCAGGAGCUGUCUAAGAAGCAGCGGGGACGGAUAACGACCGAGAUCCAGGAGGCCGGCAAGUUCUACUACGCUGAAGAUUACCACCAGCAAUACCUGCACAAAAACCCCGAGGGGUUUUGCGGCCUGAAAGGCACUGGGGUUGCCUGCCCCAUUGGCAAAUGAGAGCCCGCCUCCUCCAGAGGGGAGUGUUCUUGGGAACCAUGGUGAUCGGAACCCUUCAGCAGUUGCCAUGGAAACCGAAGCAGCCUAGCAUCCUCCUUAAUUCAGCUGUAAUUUAGCAAUUGGGGCUGUCCUUUCCUUCCUUUGUGUCUGUGGGAUGCCAGCCUGCCAGGAGACCGUCCUGUGCCUUGGAUAAGAUACAGCUACCCACCUAUACAGGCCUCACAUAGGAAAGGGGUUGCGGCCUCUUCAGGUGUCCAGUCCUGUCUCAGAGAGGGCCAAUGCAGAAAGACGAGACUGCCAUUGCUCUGAGGCUGUGUUCACACUGAGGCAUUAACACACGCGUGGGCCGCCGUUUCCAUGUACCUGUUGUCGCACCUUGGUUGUCCACACACAAAUGCCUUCAAUUUUCUCUGCAGAUGUUUCCCAUCCACAACAGUUGGGCACUGCUAGCUGGGUUGUAUUGGGGCUGUGUGUUGUUCUCUAUGCCCUUCCAUUAGCACUGCCAUCACUUCUGGACGCUUGCGGUUUUUAAAAAAAUAAAUACAUUAUUGGGACCAA